UGCCUUUCACGAAACGCUUUUGCACCGUGACAUCGUGAAUCCCUUUUUAGGUUGGGGCCGACACCAUCGGGUCGUCGGUUUUCAGUAGUCCAGCAGCGUUUGUGACUCGCGCUAACACGCUCGUCGCGUUGUCCGGCCUGGUCAGCGAGCGGUGGAUAAUCUUUUUUUGCCUUCCGGGGUAGUUGAGGGUUGUGGGCUGUUGCGGGGUGUGUAUGUGCGUGUGUAUGCAUUCGUGACCACGCGCGCCUGUGUGUGUGUUUGUGCGCGUGUAUGUGUGUGAGCGCGCGUUUGUAUGUGCAUCUCUUUGCGAAGGAGAGAGAAAGAUAAUAACAAAAGGCGAAAGUGGAAAAAAGGAAAAUCGAGGAAAAUCGAGGAAAAUCCGCACUACCAACUGGAGCCCCAUAGGGUUAAAGGUAAAGCGAGGAUAAAGAGCAACCAUCAUCACCACCAUCCGCAGUAGCACCAUUACGUUUCCGCCCACCGUCAGCUAACCAUCCAAGAGUUGCGAUGGCCAUCGGUAUGGCAGGACGGCGGCACACCCGGCGUGGUCGCUAUUGGCACAUGGGCAUCGUAUUCCUGGUGUAUUCCAGCUUCCACGCGUACUCGGCCUCGAUCGGCGGUGGUAGUGAAGAGAAGGGAGGUUACGAUCUGGGCAAUCUCGAUUUGUCCAACAUAACGCCGAAUCCGGCCUUCUUCGCUACCUCCGCAUCAUCCUCGGGGGAAACAUCCGGAGAAAGUGAUACGACCGCACCAGAUGAAGCAGGUCCGACGGAGGAAACGAAACCGGCACCCGGUCGGGCACACCACGGCCAUCCAACGUGGAGACCGAAGCGCGAAAACUGUACACCACCGGCGAUCGAGCAGUUCCCGCAACCACUGAUGGGACCGAACGUGAGGAAACAUGGCGGUCUGAUCAUACACGUGCUGGUGGCCAUUUUUACCUUCCUCGGGCUGGCAAUCGUGUGUGACGAUUACUUUGUGUCGAGUCUGGACAGAAUAUGCGAAGAAUUAAAACUCUCCCCUGAUGUUGCGGGAGCUACGUUUAUGGCUGCUGGAAGCUCUGCACCCGAGUUGGCAACCGUCAUUAUUGGGGUAUUCUUCGCCAAAGAUGACAUCGGCAUCAGUGGUGUGAUUGGAUCUGCCGUUUUCAACAUCAUGUUCGUGAUAUCAGUCUGUGCACUCUGUUCCGGCACCGUUCUCCAACUAAACUGGUGGCCGCUGGUACGAGAUUGUGCGUUCUACACCAUUUCCAUACUCGUGAUGUUAAUCGUUAUCUUCAACGAUGUUAUCUCGUGGAUCGAGUCAUUGAUCAUGCUGCUCUUCUAUGUCGUAUACUGUGUCGCACUGCACUUUAACACCCCGCUUGAGAAAUGGGCCCACUCCUGGAACUUGCCCAUCAAGCUACCAACGAAGGAGGAACAGUCGGCCCUGGUCACCUACAAGAAUCUACCCGAAACGACCUACACACAGGGUCAGCAGCCAGGGCAAGAGCAACCAGCGCAACAGCAACCACCACCCGAUCAACCGCCGGCCGUCGAUCAGGGCUACGCAGCGUACAUGGAUCCUAAUGCUAGCUGGGAUCCUAAUGCGGCUUGGGGUGAACCAACGCCUGCAGUGACAAACUCGGCUGUAGCAAACGUUAACGACGCGUGGAAUAGUGGCAGCGGUCAGCAGAAUUACGCCUACGAAGAUCAAUACGGGCAGGAGAGUCAGAAGCCGCCGCAGCAGCAGCAGCAACAGCAGGUCGUUCAGCAAACUGCCGUACCGGCACCUGCACCAGGUGAAGAUUACUACAAACCAAAGGAACCACGGCCACAAGAUUCGCACAACCCGCUCGAGAAACCCGUCGACGGAGGCAUACUGGCGCAGGUGUCGUGGGCGAUCGUGUACCCGAUCCACUAUACCGCACGGCUAACCAUGCCGGACUGUAAAACGGAGAAGUAUAAAAAUUGGUAUCCCUUCACCUUCCUCAUCUCGAUGAUCUGGAUCUCGUUCUACUCGUACUUCAUGGUGUGGAUGAUAACGAUCAUCGGUUCGACCCUCGGCAUCCCUGAUACCGUCAUGGGACUAACGUUCGUGGCAGCGGGUGUAUCCGUCCCGGAUGCGCUUAGUUCCAUUGCGGUGAUCAAGGAGGGGUACGGCGACAUGGCUGUCUCCAACGCCGUUGGGUCGAACGUGUUCGAUAUACUCAUCUGCCUCGGACUGCCGUGGUUCAUCCAGACUGCGAUCAUCAAGCCGGGCUCGCACGUUAACGUCAUUUCCAAGGGGCUCACCUACUCGACGCUUUCGUUGCUCUCGACGGUACUGUUUUUGCUGUUCGCGACGCAUCUCAACGGCUGGAAGCUGGACAAGCGUCUCGGCAUCGUGCUGAUGUUCUGGUACCUGCUCUUCAUCACCGUCGCUUCCCUGUACGAGCUGAACUUCUUCGGUCAGCUCAAUCCUCCCGAGUGUCCGAGUGUCUACUAAAGCGGGUACCAGUUACAUCCAAAAAACCUCCAUCGCAUAUGUCCCUCUUUAUCUUCCGCUUGUGUAUUUCUUCCGUAAAGAGCAGCGACGCAUCGCAACACACGAACCACGGCAGCAAUAACUGUUACCAUUUCCAAACACAUCCUUAACCGUUAUUCGAUGCACCAUUCUUCCAUUUACCCCGCUUAAUACGUUAGCGUUAUUCGAUCGUUAGCGAUCGUUACACCCAUUUUGUUUUUCUUCAUUUCUUAACACUUCACGGAAAUGUUCAAAAUAUCGAAUGUCUUCGGUUUAGCUUUAGAAAAGACACACACACACAUCCUUAGUGACUGUGUACCGAAACUUUUAGUACACCCCCGGGGGGAAGUUGCUUGCCUUCUUUUCUGUUUUUGUUAACCGUUAUGAUAGCAAACUAGCUGAACAACCACAGAGAAAGGUUUAGCAUACAAUGUAAAAAUUAGCCUUGCUUUAGAUUUUACCCACACACACACACACAAACCGUUAAACCGUUCGUUUGCUUGAUCUCGUUUACUAACCAUCAUCACCACUAAUGUAGCCGAAAGUUUUGCACCAACGCGCAUAGUGAAACAAGUGUUAAGAUUUUUGUUUUCAUUUCACAUUAACGCUACAACAAUUGCGCAAACGAAAGUCUUCUGCAAAACAACAAAAAACGCAUCAUUUCAACACAAGGUUAAGCACUAGGACCAAACAUAAAAUGACAAAUAUUGAACAACAUACGUUCCAAGCUAAUUAUCAUACUUCACGUAUUUCACAUCACAUGCGUUUAUCAAAAUUGUGAUCAGCAGCAUUGGUUGCCAUUGUUGUUUACGUUUGCGCAAUACCGUAUCCCAUCGAUCGUUUCCCUAAGACGAAAUUGUGCAUUCCAUCAGUCGCAUACACAUUUGCAUAACACUAAAUAAAUUUAACAACAAAAAAACACUAGUAUUACUGGCACCCGCGCGCUCGUGUGUGUGUGUGCGCGCGCACGAGAAGAAAAAGAGAGAAAAGGAAGAUGUGUCGUGUUAGGUGUAAAUACACUAAAUUCCCUCGCCAUUAACAAAUGCGAUCAAAUGUAAAGAACACAACAACAACAAAAAAACAAAAGAACUAAUAAGCAAACAAAGGUAUUGUAAAAUUAGCAAGCAUCAAGCUCUGUAUAAACACGGCAUCAUAGCAAUCUAGGUGCGUGCUAAAUUAAAGAAACAAGAAAAAAUCAACAAACUCGAAACCUACACCUAGCUAUGUCUAUUCUCAAAUUGUGUGUCCUUGUUCCGUUGAUUUUGUUGCUAGAACUGCAGUCGUGUACCAUCAUCAUCUGCUAAUGCGUACAGAUGCUUUAACUAAGCUGCGCCUUCCUCAUCCUAUACAUUAUGUGAGGUACAUCACUAUUUAACGGUCCUACUCCCUAUGAACGAAUAAGUAUUAGAGACAAUAUAUACAUACUACAUAUAUUUAUCAUAACAAAACGAUAAGGGCAAACGAAGCGCAAUGCAAAGCUAGAGAGAAACAAUGGAGAAGCAAAAACAAAGUAAACACACACACACACACAUGUGCAUCCCACUGUUACUGUUCUUCGUUAGGCGCGUAGCCAUCUGUUGGCCAGUUUUAGUGCAAUGCAAUUUCCUCCGACACACCGCUCGUGGGCUAGUAGAUUUCAGCUAAACGUACUAACACGCCUGUAUUCGAACGGCUGGGAAAUUCCGGUCUCAAUGGACACUGAUGGCAUGGCAGACGACUGGCGACGUUUAUGCGACGAUAACGUUAUUUACAUAUUAAUUCAUAUAUACAUAUAUUAGGAUAAACAAUCGCUGUCGCAGAAACGAACCGGUUAUAGUACACACAUACCUUACUCCUGAUCUGUCCUUCGCGUACUUCCAGGUAUAUUUAUUACAACGUGAGCCAAUUAACUUCUUUUGCGGUACUACUACAACGUUAAAAGGGCUUGGUUUGCCAUUUUUGGCUUUCCUUGACUUCAUCCACCUACAAGUAUUAUUGCUAGCAUGUUAUUGAAACAAUUUCUUUCCCUAGCAAUAAUUUAAUUGUUGAUUAAUUGUUGGCAAUCAAUGCAAUUUAAUUUAACAACCUUUUUUACAUUCCAAAUGUGUUGCGCUUCGUAGCUACUACAGUCUGCAAAAAGUAAGGCGAAAUCCUCAAAGCGUAAAACAAAUUACGUACAGUAUUUAAUCACACGCAUAAUGUUGUUCUACAAAAGGGAUAAAAUACACCAAUUCGUGUUAAUUUGUUUGACAGUGUGUGAAACUUAUGAAAACACGUUUUUAAUAUUAGGUAGAGGUUAAUCUUUUAAUUGGCACACCUCGUGGACAGGCGUGAAAGAAUAUAUUGUUUUUUUCUGUUCUGUUGAAUUGCUUAUAUCUAGUGGAAACGAUUCGAUAAUAAGGACACAUAAUACAAGAGUACGUUCGAUUUCAUUCACAACCGAUCAUAAAUUCACCACCGGAAAGGAGUACAACACAACAACAGUAACGCGUAUGUUACAAAUUCACCACGAAAAACACCACAGACAGUUGUGGAAAAAGCAACAGCAUACAGAAACAAAUUACACAUACAGAAGAAAACCCGUUUUAGCUCCGCCUCUAGUUUUAACUUUUCCGUUUCCGUUUUUGUUCCAUAUCCUUUUCGCUUGUGUAGUGGUUCUGUUGUUUUUUUUUGUUCUUUUUCGUACACAAAUUGCAAAUCAAAUCCAACGUAGAUGCAAUCGCACCGAUGCACUCUCAUAUGCAAGCAAUACAUAGUUGAGCACACACGCGGCUUGUACCGUCGUGUUGGUACAUGAUCCCAUGUGGAAUCGAACCGUGUACCAGCCGUAGUAGAUAGAGUUAGUCUACGUUCGGGACGGAAGGCUCAUCUUCACGGGAAGUGCGCCAUGAUCAUCAAAACCAUACCGUCGAAGUGUGCUCCUUGGCUGGCUUUUGGAACAAAAAAAAAAACAAGUGUUGAAUGAAUUCUGCAUCUGGCGCGUGCUGAUGAUCCACGCUGGACAGUGCACACAGCAAUGAUCAAAUCGCAGAGGGUAGCCAACGAGCUCAAUCCAAUCCUGAAGUUGGGCUAGCCGCCCGUUAAACGGGUCACGGACACGAAUAGUCGCAACCACCAAGGGUUUAGCCCGCUCACAUCGUUAUCACCCAGCCCGUUCGUAGUGUUAGCACCAGCACCAUUUGGAGCACCGUAGUAAAGUUUUGAAUGAAAUGUUCACAAUUAUCAAACUAAUGUGGUAAGAGCCCGUAAGGACGGAAUUAUACGCGUACCAAACUGAACGCGCAAAUUGCAUAGUUAGCACGUAGGAGACCGAAUCCAGAACGCAAAACCACAUUCUACAUUCGAGUAUCAAGCGUAUAUGUUUCAGAUCGUGAAGGUCACCAACCAAACCAACCGCUUCUGGAUGGCAAAUGGGGAAGGGGGGGGUGGCCGAUCGGGGUUGAUCAAAACCUCGUGCGAACCCUUUAUCACAACGUUCGUGCGAUGCAUCACAGUCUGAUCGUCAUAAGGAUGCGGCCUUUGGAGAGACAGCAUGGAAACUCAACGAUCUUUUGUUGAACACCGCACAUGGGUACACACUUUGGGCUAUUUCCAUCAGCGUGGACAUAGAGUUGGGUGGCACCGUUCGAAACAACGAAUCUCUUAAGUCAAUUGAAUGCCUCCCAAUGGUCUGAAGGGAGGAUAGAGCAAAGCAUACAAAUGUUAGUAGAAAAAAAAACUAAACAGACAAAUUCUUGGAAUGGAGUCUACUAGUUGUGUAGAACACGAGUUAUCCGUGGAUCCAGCAUUUCAUAAGUCUCCCCAAAGUUCGAAAAAACACAUCUGUUAGGUAUCGUACGGUCUACAUGUUUCGUUACGGUUUACAGCUAUGUUCUAUAGAUUUGGUUUAGUUCCAUUAAAUUAAUACUUCCCUUUGGACUACAACAAUCUUCCAAAAAUUAAGUUUCCGUGGGGACAGGGGUGGACCAUUUCGAUUCAUACGAGGUUCAGUGUACGUUAGACAAAUAAGAGCAGACAAUUUAUUAUCUAGAGGCAGCUAGCUAAAAAUGUCAAUCAAUCAAAUCCACUUACAGUCUAGAUGUAAACGUUUGAGGAGAUAGAUAAACAAAAACUUUCCUGCGCAUCGCAGAAUCCACGCGAGAAGGAACGCAAGACUCUACUCUAGAACAAAUGAUCGAAUGCACAAUAAGCAACUAAUAUCCCUGCGUUGACUUUCUCUCUUAGUAAAACAAUAACAAAAUCCUUACCCCGAUGUCUACCGUCUAUAUAUUAGUCACGCUCACACGUACCACUUCUCCGAAUAUCCAAUGCUGCGGAGAUAUAGUUAUCAUUUCAUACAGAACUUGCUGGCAAUACUUUUAGCAUUGUGGUAUAAGAAAGGACAAAGGCAAAGAUACAUAAAAGGACAGAAAGUGAACAAUACAAUUACAACCUCGUGUAACGAGCGAAGUACGCAAAGCAAAUAGCCAAUCGGGUUCGUUGCAGAAAUGCAUUACCAGCAACAACUAAGCUCGCAAAUAAGAGGAUUUCUGUAAAAUCAUCUAUGUUAUCACAAAAUUCCUUUUUCAUUCCAAUGCUAACACCAUCGUUGAAUUAUUGAUGUCGACAACAACAACAACAACAGCUAGAACAUGUACGAACCAGCAUUCACAAGUACGAGCAAAACGAAUAAAAGUGUUUGUUCAAUGGAUUCGACGAUAAAGAAGUAUGGGAAUGGACAAAAAUAUAAAACUAUAAAACCAAAACAAGUCUAAAACCAAAACAAACUGCUCAUGCUAUGAGAUGUUAAUUGUUGAAAAAGUUAAAUAAAAAUGUACUGAUAAAAUCGA
This is a messenger RNA of Anopheles funestus (African malaria mosquito), 7292 nucleotides long. Its product is annotated as probable sodium/potassium/calcium exchanger CG1090. Gene Ontology annotation, molecular function: calcium, potassium:sodium antiporter activity; calcium channel activity. Lineage: Eukaryota; Metazoa; Arthropoda; Insecta; Diptera; Culicidae. The record is from RefSeq and is a predicted model, not a curated record. Gene Ontology annotation, biological process: intracellular calcium ion homeostasis; calcium ion transmembrane transport. The coding region runs from base 508 to 2466 and encodes 652 amino acids. Gene Ontology annotation, cellular component: membrane. The transcript is spliced from 4 exons.